Molecule: messenger RNA, 4729 nt
Organism: Peromyscus californicus insignis
Lineage: Eukaryota; Metazoa; Chordata; Mammalia; Rodentia; Cricetidae
Gene: Padi2
Product: peptidyl arginine deiminase 2
Exons: 16
Coding region: 97-2094 (665 amino acids)
Cellular component (GO): cytoplasm
Molecular function (GO): calcium ion binding; protein-arginine deiminase activity
Source: RefSeq, a predicted model, not a curated record
ACAGCAGCGGGCGCAGGCGCAGCGGCGCGCUCACCUGUAGCAGGUGCUCAGAACCGGGAGCAGCGGGGAAGACAGCGGGCUCUGCGGGGUGAUAAGAUGCUGCGGGAGCGGACGGUGCGGCUGCUGUACGGGAGCCGCGUGGAGGCGGUGUACGUGCUGGGCACGCACCUCUGGACCGAUGUCUACAGUGCAGCCCCUGCUGGAGCCAAAACCUUCAGCCUGAAGCACUCGGAGGGCGUGAAGGUGGAGGUGGUCCGUGACGGCGAGGCCGAGGAGAUAGUCAGCAAUGGCAAGCAGCGCUGGGCCCUCUCGCCCAGCACCACACUGCGGCUCAGCAUGGCCCAGGCCAGCACAGAGGCCAGCAGCGACAAGGUCACCGUCAACUACUAUGAUGAGGAGGGCAGCGCCCCCAUUGACCAGGCUGGGCUCUUCCUCACAGCCAUUGAGAUCUCGCUGGAUGUGGACGCGGACCGGGAUGGCGAGGUGGAGAGGAACAACCCUAAGAAGGCAUCCUGGACCUGGGGUCCUGAGGGCCAGGGGGCCAUCCUGCUGGUGAACUGUGACCGAGACACGCCCUGGUUGCCCAAGGAGGACUGUAGUGAUGAAAAGGUCUACAGCAAGCAAGACCUCAAGGACAUGUCUCAGAUGAUCCUGCGGACCAAAGGCCCUGACCGCCUGCCCGCCGGCUAUGAAAUAGUCCUCUACAUUUCCAUGUCAGACUCGGACAAAGUGGGCGUGUUCUACGUGGAGAACCCAUUCUUCGGCCAGCGCUACAUCCACAUCCUGGGGCGGCAGAAGCUCUACCACGUGGUGAAGUAUACAGGUGGUUCUGCGGAGUUGCUGUUCUUCGUGGAAGGUCUCCGUUUCCCCGAUGAGAGCUUCUCAGGCCUGGUCUCCAUCCACGUCAGUCUGCUGGAGUAUAUGGCCGAGGGCAUCCCAUUGACACCCAUCUUCACAGACUCGGUGAUGUUCCGGAUUGCACCGUGGAUUAUGACCCCCAACAUUCUGCCUCCCGUCUCGGUGUUUGUGUGCUGCAUGAAGGACAAUUACCUGUUCCUGAAAGAGGUGAAGAACCUGGUGGAGAAGACCAACUGUGAACUGAAAGUCUGUUUCCAGUACAUGAAUCGCGGAGACCGCUGGAUCCAGGAUGAAAUCGAGUUUGGCUACAUUGAGGCACCCCACAAAGGCUUCCCAGUGGUGCUGGACUCCCCUCGAGAUGGAAAUCUGAAGGACUUCCCUAUUAAGCAGCUCCUGGGCCCAGAUUUCGGCUAUGUGACCCGGGAGCCCCUCUUUGAGAAUGUCACCAGCCUCGACUCCUUUGGGAAUCUGGAGGUCAGCCCCCCCGUGACGGUGAAUGGCAAGACAUACCCUCUUGGCCGGAUCCUCAUCGGGAGCAGUUUCCCUCUGUCCGGAGGCCGGAGGAUGACCAAGGUGGUGCGAGACUUCCUGCAGGCCCAGCAGGUGCAGGCUCCCGUGGAACUCUACUCCGACUGGCUGACUGUAGGCCACGUAGAUGAGUUUAUGACCUUCGUCCCCAUCCCAGGCACAAAGGAAUUUCGGCUGCUCAUGGCCAGCACCUCAGCCUGCUACCAGCUCUUCCGAGAGAAGCAGAAGGAAGGCCAUGGGGAGGCCGUUAUGUUCAAGGGCCUGGGGGGCAUGAGCAGCAAACGAAUCACCAUCAACAAGAUCCUGUCCAACGAGAGCCUCACGCAGGAAAACCAGUACUUCCAGCGCUGCCUGGAUUGGAACCGUGACAUCCUCAAGAAGGAGCUGGCACUGACAGAAAGGGACAUCAUUGACCUGCCCGCUCUGUUUAAGAUGGAUGAAGACCGCCAGGCCAGGGCUUUCUUCCCUAACAUGGUGAACAUGAUUGUGCUGGACAAGGACCUGGGCAUCCCCAAGCCUUUCGGGCCCCAGAUAGAGGAGGAGUGCUGCCUGGAGACACAUGUUCGGAGCCUACUGGAGCCCCUGGGCCUUGCCUGCACUUUCAUUGACGACAUCUCUGCCUACCACAAGUUCCUGGGAGAGGUGCACUGUGGCACCAACGUCCGCAGGAAGCCCUUCACCUUCAAGUGGUGGCAUAUGGUGCCCUGACUGGCAAGGGCCCUGGCCCUCCCUCUUCCCCUGUAAUCUCCAGGUCCUUCCUGUGCCCCCAAGUCCUCCCCCUUCAAGAAGUGGGUGGGGUUGGGGGGGUACUUGUGCCUUGUUGUCCCUGGCUAAGGGCCUCUAUGUCCACUGGAGUCAUCCCCAGGAAGCCCAACCAUCCCCUUGGUAAUAGCUGGACUCAUGGUUAGUGUGCAGAGCUCUGGCAGGUAAAACAGACUUCAUGUAGUCAGACCGCUCCUCAAGAAUUCUCAGCCUCUGUUCUAGAUCAGAAUGAAGGGAGAAAGAAGGGAGGCUCUGAGGUCACUGGGUCUUCCAGCGCCAUUCUCUGAUAGGUAGACUACGGGGCCCAGGGUCCUGGUGUACCUUGGACAGCACCAUCAUCUCGCAUUUGCCUCCCUCCAACUAUUCAUUCCUCAUUCACCCUCUCCAGGCUUCCUGGACACAGAGUCCCCACUCCCUGAGGGUCCAAUUGUUCUGCUUAGAAUCUUCUGGAAAUAGAUCUUAGCCAAAGAGAGUUCUUCACCCGCUGUGGAUGCAGGCUGCCCAAAUUUGGGGUGCUGUAGUGAUAUAUUGUGUACCCUCAUAAACUUGCAUGAGGAUCGGAGGACAGAGCCAGCCACUAGAUUAGACAUAGAGGCCAGACAGUGGUGGCACACACCCUUAAUCCUAUCACUCAGGAGGCAGAGAUCCAUCUGGAUCUCUGUGAGUUCAAGGCCACACUGGAAACGGAGCCAGGCAGUGGUGGCACACGCCUUUAGGGAGCUCUCUCCCCAGACCAGCAUAUGUGGUCCAAAGUUCAGUAUGUAAAGAUGCCCUUACCUGUCAAUGCUAUUCCAUUUCUUAUCUGGUCCUCGAUUCUCUAGCCAGUCCAUGGGCCCCUCUUCCCACCAUCCUUCCUAUUCUGGACACUCUCUCCUCCAGACAGCUACGUAGUUUCUUUUCCACUAGCCAGAUUUGGGCCUUCCCAGAGCCUGAGAAAUAACCUAUCCCUCCUCUUGGAUGUUGGCCACAAUGGUCAGGCUCCAGCCUCAGCAAUCAGUUCUCAGCCAGCUACUGCUUGGGAGAUGGAAAUCCCCAGCACACUUUUCAUAGUCCUUCCAUCCAGAUACAGUAAAUAUGUCCUCUGCUUCAAUUAGAAAAGUCCCUGGAGCUGGAGAGCUCCACAAUUAAGAGUGUUUGCUGCUCAGGAAAAAGACCCAAGUUCAAUUCCCAACACUCAGAACUGUCUGUAACUCCAGAUCCAAUGGAGCCAAUACCCUUUCUGGCCCUUGAUGGCGCUGCACACGUGUGCACAUAGCCAUAUACAUAAUUAAAAAUAAAAUUUUUUAGGGUAUGGAGAGAUGGCCCACUGGUUAAGAGCACUUGCUGCUCUUGCAGAGAACCUGGGUCCAGUUCUUAGCACUCAAAUGGUGGCUCCCAACCACCUAUAACUCCAAUUCUGGGGGAUCUAAUGCUCUUAUCUGACCUCCAUGAGCUUCGGCACACAGAUGGUACACAUACACUCAGGCAUGCACACAUACAAGUAAAUAAUAUUUAAAACUUAAAAUUAUUUAGAUAAAGAAGGUCCUUUAGGGGCAGGAAUAUAGGAAAUAUUAAUUCUACUUUGAAGGGUUAAGCAGUCCCGUAUAACCGAAGAAAGGGUUACAGUCAUACAUUCUUAGGGAAACAGGAUUUUUACCUUGGAUUAUUCCCUUGGCUAUGCAAACAACAUUGGUUGCAUGCUACUGAGCCACAAGCACAGACUUGGGCUCUGACAACACGAGCUAGCCAUGGACUCGGCUUGUCCCCGACAGGCAAGAUCCACAUUUAAACCCUUUGCCCUUGCUGUGGUGGGCUCUUUAGAAACACUCCUCAGUGUAUUGAAAAAGCACCCAGGACACCAGUCACUGCCUUGAAGAAAUAAGAGUGUGUCUUCUGUACACAGACCCCUGGCCUUUCUAUCCAGCUGGGCCUACAGCACCAUGUCUGGUCAGGCCACAGAGCCUCCAAAGUUGUCAUCCUCUGCCUCUGCAGACAGUGGUCCCUGCCCUUGGGGGUAAAGCCCCAAAUCCUGCCUCCAGCUCUAGAGCAGAAAGCACAUGCACCUCUCCGCGGGAGCCGCUGUGGGGAUGUGGAGUUUGACAUGUGUAGUGUUCAGUUAGAGUGGCUUUGUGGGUUUUAUUUUUAUCUAUGGUAAGGGGAAGUGAGCGCCUCCCUCUCGGAGGCGGCUUGUCUUUGUAGAUUGUGCUAUGAUUCUCCCUGGCAGCGUUGGUUGUUUCAGAAAUUUCUGGAACUCCAGGACUCAGACACUGCCUGUCCCAUGACACUUACUCACCAGUGUGACUCCCUCCGGUGUGACUCCCCUCCGGUGUGACAACUCCCAGUGUGAUGCUCCCCACCCCCCACCCCCCAGGGGGACUCCUUGCUCUUCCUCACCCCCACUUUCUUUAACAUAGGCCUAGGUGCUUCUGGGCUGUACUAGUUCCUGUUUCAGUGUCGAUUUUGAAAUAGUCUGUGAAGGGCAGAGGGAUGGCGUGAAGAUGGCGAGAACCAGGCAGUUUCAGCUUCCUGGAAAAGGAGCCAAGAUGGGGACUGUAAAGUGUUUGGGGAAGAGCCGAAAUAAAGAGCAAUAAAAUGAACCGUC